GGCUUGAAAACAGUGACUCUAUCUGGCAACACGGGCUAAGGGCCUAGCAGGCUAGCAGCUUUAGCUUCUGUUCAGAGGACAGUGGUGUUUUGUUUGGACGUUUCUGAGGUUUUGGACAGAAAGGACGAUACGUGGUUCGCGUCCAAACUCUCCGCAUCUUCCAAAGUGUCAUAAAUGAGUGAAUAAGUGUUACGUGUAAUGACAACGUGACUGUGAUUGUGGAACUAGCAGAUGAUCGGAGCUGCAGUGACGAGGAUGGCGUUGUUUGUGCGAGUUUGAGCUAAAAAUCGGAGCAGCUGCAGUAACGAUGUCUUUACUUCAGUCUCUGAGAGAGUUUAUCAGCGAGCGACUAGCUUGUGCAGCUGAAGAAAUCUUCAGACACUGUGAAGAAAUAAUCGUCCAGUACGAGCAGGAGCUCUGUCGUCAGCGCAGACUGCUGGAUCAUCAUGUCACCAGGAAAUCACAGCUGGACGCUAUAGUCCUCCCCCAGCAUUAUGCAAGUGGAAAUGAGGAUCUCUGCAACCACCAGAGGAAUUCCAGUGUGGAACAAGAGGAGCCAGAACCUCCACGGAUGAAAGAGGAACUAAAGGAACCAGAGUUUACACAGAUUAAAGAGGAACAGGAAGAACCAAAACCUCAGGAGAUUAAAGAGGAGCAGGAGGAACCAGAGUUUGCACAGAUUGAAGAGAAACGGGGAGAAAGAGAAAUUCAGCAUAUCAAAGAGGAGCAAAAAGGGCUCAGUAUCAGUCAGGAUGAAGAGCAGCUUGAUCUGAAGCAAGAGACCGAUACCUCGAUGGAGUUUCCUACUUAUGAGGAAAAUGAGCACAGCGAAGCAGAUCUUAUUAGUCAAUGGAGCUUUGAAGCAACUGAUAAACUGGUUGAAGAAGGAAACCAGCAUGAAGAAUCAACAUCAACUACAGAUGGAGAGACAGACCCACAGAACAGGGGUCAGAGAAAGAGAAGGGACAUAUGUCCUGCUAAUAAUUUGUCAGUCAACAUGAGAACUGAGUCUGAUGAAAGACCCUAUGUCUGUGAAGAAUGUCGUAGAAGUUUUGGUUUCUGGUCUCAGUUCAGAAUUCACAUGAGAACUCACACAGGAGAAAAGCCCUUUUCAUGUAAAGAAUGUGAUAAAAGUUUUUGUGAAAAAUUUAAUCUCAGAAGACACAUGAGAACUCAUACAGGGGAGAAGCCCUUUUCUUGUAGAGAAUGUGAUGCAAGUUUUAGUCAAAUAUGUAGUCUCAAAAGACACAUGAGAAUUCACACAGGAGAAAAGCCUUUUUCUUGUAAAGUAUGUGACACAAGUUUUAGUGAUGCAUCUACUCUCAAACGACACAUAAGAACUCACACAGGAGAAAAGCCUUUUUCUUGUAAGGAAUGUGACAAAAGUUUUACUCAUAUCUCUAAUCUGAAAACACACAUGCGAACUCACACAGGAGAGAGGCCCUUUUUUUGUAUUGAAUGUAAUAAAGGCUUCACUGAAAAGUCUAAACUUAGAAAACACAGAGAAACUCAUAGCAAAGAUCUUGCGCAGUAAAAGACAUCCAUGGUGUAGAAAAGGGUUUAUUUGUUUAAAGAAAGUAAUGUGAAUUUUAUACAUCACCCAUAUAUAUAGAUUUGGAAUAGUGUAAGACCACAUAAUCUUGUUUCAUUUCACAGGGAAAAAGAACAUUUUAUUAAAAAAAGUGUAAUGUUGGAAA
Messenger RNA from Oryzias latipes (Japanese medaka), 1697 nucleotides. RefSeq lists its product as uncharacterized. Gene Ontology annotation, biological process: regulation of transcription by RNA polymerase II. Gene Ontology annotation, molecular function: RNA polymerase II cis-regulatory region sequence-specific DNA binding; DNA-binding transcription factor activity, RNA polymerase II-specific. NCBI's taxonomy places the organism in Eukaryota, Metazoa, Chordata, Actinopteri, Beloniformes, Adrianichthyidae. The record is from RefSeq and is a predicted model, not a curated record. Gene Ontology annotation, cellular component: PcG protein complex; transcription regulator complex; chromatin.